This is a messenger RNA of Heterocephalus glaber (naked mole-rat), 1276 nucleotides long. RefSeq names its product F-box protein 36 (gene Fbxo36). NCBI's taxonomy places the organism in Eukaryota, Metazoa, Chordata, Mammalia, Rodentia, Bathyergidae. Gene Ontology annotation, molecular function: protein binding. The record is from RefSeq and is a predicted model, not a curated record.
CACACAUCGCCCCUCUCUGCCCAGCGCCAGGCACCGCUCUCCCGCGGCCUCCGAUCUCUCCCUUUUCCCUGCGAGGGACCAGGAAGGAGGCUGUGGGGCUCCGCUCCGUAUCCCUCCGCCGGGGUCACCCCCUCCCCUCAGUGGCAGCAGGAACUAAUUCCCCUUCGGGUCACCCAGGACCUGGACCGCGAAAUUUCACCCACAAGCGUUCCUCGGGAGCCUUGGAAGGCGAAACUAUCUCUCUGAAUUACAACCCCCUCCCCGACAGCGCAAAAGCAGGGUUCGGUGUUAACUAGGGCUUUGACCCCCUGACCCCACCGAACCCCGCCCCUUCCUGGUUGUCUUAGCGACGGCGGUGGCGUCCCAAGAUGGCGUCGUGGCUGCCGGAGACUCUGUACGAAACUGUAGGACAAGGCCCGGCGCCCAGCAAAGACUACUACCAGUUACUGGUCACCCACUCACAGAUAAUCUUUAGAUGGUGGAAGAUCUCUCUGAGGAGUGAGUAUCGAUCAGCAAGACCUGGAGAAGCAAAAGACACUCAUGAAGACUUCCUAGAUAAUUCACAUCUUCAGGUUCAAGUUGCCUUAAUAUUUGGUAGAAGAACAUUAGAAUAUGUCUUCAGUUUGUGCAAAGGUGAAAUCGACUUCCUGGAGCGGCUCUCAGACCACCUGCUCCUGAGCAUCAUUUCUUACCUGGAUCUUGAAGACAUUGCCAGGCUUUCUCAAACUUCCUGCAGAUUUGCAAAGCUGUGCAAGUCUGACAUCCUGUGGGAGCAGAUAGUUCAGUCGGCCUGUGACACCAUCACUCCUGACAUGAGGGCCCUGGCGGAGGACAUGGGCUGGAGACAGAUGUUCUUCACCAACAAGCUCCAGCUGCAGCGGCAGCUCCGCAAGAGGAAGCAAAGACAGGGAAGCCAGCGAUAGACUCUACUUUAGGGACACCUUUUCCUACCCACUGGGAGCUGAGGCAUGGCUCUUCUUCCCUUCAGGGUCCGAAUCUCUUGUUGCUUAAAAAAAAUGAAAAUAAUUCUGGAGUCAUCUGGACAGCCUAGGGGGUUUGCGCACAAAUGCAGCAGAACUGAGUCACCAGUGCCUUUCUUGAGCCACCAUCACUGUCAACCUCAGAUGUCAAAGCUUGGGCCUAGAACACGGGCGGAAAGACAGGAAGCCUCUCAGUUCAUUGUCUUCCCAAUACCCCUCACCCUGAACCCAUAAAAGCUUCUGCUGUGUAUAUAAAUAAAUGAUUAUAGAUAUCUAUUUUAUCUAAGCAUUUGAAA